ACAGCAGCAACGGAAAAGCACACUUCUAUCACGGUCGUAUGAUACGUUGACCCGCAGAAGGUAGUUCGAAUUCCUGCUUCGGUAUCAUUCUGUAAAAUAGAAAACGCGCUAGAAUCCUGCCAUGGCAAAACCGAACGACCUCCGCGCCCUCAUCGAGCUCUCGAAAACUACGCAAACGCUCCUCCCGCACUACCAGUCCUCCCUCGCGCCUUCGGCCGCAAAUGCCACGUCUUCAGAGCCUCAGGCUUUCUCGACCGACCUGCCAAACCCGCUCGAUGUGGUAAAAGCUUGCACCACGCUGCUGAAAUCGCACACGACGACGCUCUCGCUCCUCCUCAUCACGCCGCCGCUCACGCCGUCAGCAUUAAUAACGAAGAUUGGAGAUGUCAGCUCUGGUGUGUUGAGUGGUAUGGUGGCCGCGGCUGCAUCUACGCCACGAUCAGGACAGAGGGAUGAGCUGGGAAGCUUGAUGCGUGGUGAGCUUAGGGCGCAGGUGCGGAGGGUAAUUGGCACAUGGGGCGAGGUUUUGUCUCUGGUCCUGCGCUUCGCUGAGCGGAGGCAAAGUUUACAGGGAAAUGGAAGUGCAAAGGGAAAGACGAAGGAUGAGGGCCCUACUGAGAGCGAGAAACAAGACGUGCUCGCAGCUACCGGCAUGGUGUGGGAAGCGUGCGACGCGCUGCUCAAGCUAUGCGGUGACGGCGUCGCUGGCUUGGUGGUCAAGAAGGCGGAAGAGUGGAGAAGCGUACUACUAGACGCGCUGGAAGAGUUGAAGGAGUGGGGUGAGGAUGUGGAAGAUAGCGAUGACGAGGCGAAGGGCAGCGACGCGGAAGAUGGCGGAUUCGGGGAUGAGGAUGACAUAUUCGGAGCUGCGAACAAAAUAGGCAAGGGAGAUAAGGAGUUGAAGGCGCUGCUGGAUACCAGUGUCAACAAGCUGAAGAAGAUGGGCAUGCUCUACCAGGCGUUGAGCAAGAGGAGGCUGAAGACGUUUCCUGGUACUUCACCAGGAGCUACGGCGCCCACUGCUGCCAACGGCGAGACUGGCGGAGGGCAUCCAGAUCCAAUGACGAAGCUGGACGGCCUUAUGGUUUCACUGAGAGCAAUACCGGAAAGCGUCGAUGACCUGGCAAGCGCUUUCUAUGAUCUGGACGAAGAAGAAGCGAGGCAGACGCUAGACAGAUGCUGUGGAGAAGCCAAGAGCGCCAUUGCGUUGGUCAAGCAGAGCUGGGCUGGUAAAGAUGAUGAGUUCACUGCGUGGUCGAGCAAAUGGGUAGAUGCACUGGAUGCGGCAUGAACGUAACUUGAUGGAGCCCCUGCCCUCGAUCGAUCUCGCCAGGAAACAUGUCUUCCUUCAGAUACGAGCCAUGCGCCGCGCUCGUGCAUCAUGUACCUCGCCUAUCGUAUCUAGGGCGGAAACAACGUGGAGAAGGCGGCGCCAUUACCGUAUCUGGUUCGGUCCGAAGC
Molecule: messenger RNA, 1461 nt
Organism: Trematosphaeria pertusa
Lineage: Eukaryota; Fungi; Ascomycota; Dothideomycetes; Pleosporales; Trematosphaeriaceae
Exons: 1
Coding region: 122-1291 (389 amino acids)
Biological process (GO): regulation of cell cycle
Cellular component (GO): nucleus
Source: RefSeq, a predicted model, not a curated record